This is a messenger RNA of Alexandromys fortis (reed vole), 2093 nucleotides long. RefSeq names its product netrin 5 (gene Ntn5). Gene Ontology annotation, molecular function: protein binding. Gene Ontology annotation, biological process: tissue development; animal organ morphogenesis. The coding region runs from base 145 to 1824 and encodes 559 amino acids. The transcript has 7 exons. The record is from RefSeq and is a predicted model, not a curated record. Lineage: Eukaryota; Metazoa; Chordata; Mammalia; Rodentia; Cricetidae.
AGGGUUAAGGGCAGAGGGCUGGGGUAGACAGCAGAGAGGCCAGGGCUGUUUGGCAAUAAUCCCUCUCCGUGCACAGGGUGUGGAGAACAAAGUUAGAUCCCCAUGUGGGAAAAGCUUCCACUCUGAUCUACAUGGGCCGGGCCGAUGCCUUGGCCUCUGCUUCUGAUUUCCUAUUGGGCACCACCGGCUGGCUCUCCCUUCCCUCUUAGGCUCCUCACGGUCCUCGGUCCUUGGGCUUUCCCAAGUGUCUCUGAGCCAACCUGCUCUUUCCUCUCAGCCCCAGGUCCUCCUAGUUUCAUGCCAUCCAACUAUCCAUUCCGGUGUCUGUCCUCUGUCCUACGGUCUGGCUUUCCUCAAGGUGCCAUGCCCAUUACCUUCGUCCUCUGGCUUCUCCUUAGCCAGGCCACCUCAGAUCCAUGCUAUGAUCCAGGAGGGCGCCCUCGCUUUUGCCUCCCACCAGUGACCCGGCUGGCCGGCAGGGUAGAAGCCCCCUGCCCUCAGACCUGUGCUCCCCCUGCAGCCAGCCCUGGCUCUCCCUGCAACGGCAGUCUGACCCUGGACCUGGAUGGCCCCUUCCUCUUGACAUCUGUCACACUGCGAUUCUGCACCCCGGGGCCUCCAGCCCUGGUUAUUUCUGCUGCCUGGGCCCCUGGAGGCCCCUGGAGGCCACUAUGGCGCAGGCCUGCCUGGCCUGGAGCUCUGGGGGGGCCCGAGAGGGUAACCUUUCGCUCCCCACCAGGCCCCAAGGCCAAGAUAGUAGUCAGCCACCUCCGUGUGGAGUUUGGGGGCCAGGCAGGGCUGGUGACCACUGGGGUAAGAGGCCGCUGCCAGUGCCAUGGCCAUGCAGCCCGCUGUGCUGCCCAGGCCCAGCCCCCACGCUGCCGCUGCCGCCACCACACUACUGGCCCAGGAUGCGAGAGCUGCCGUCCAUCCCAUCGAGACUGGCCCUGGCGGCCUGCCACACCCCAGCACCCUCACGCUUGCUUGCCCUGCUCCUGCAACCAGCAUGCCCGACGCUGCCGAUUCAACUCCGAGCUAUUCAGGUUGUCAGGUGGCCGUAGUGGGGGUGUGUGUGAGCGGUGCCGCCACCACACAGCUGGGCGGCACUGUCACUACUGCCAGCCAGGGUUCUGGAGGGACCCAAGCCAGCCCAUCACUAGUCACAAGGCAUGCAGGGCCUGCCAGUGCCACCCAAUUGGAGCAACAGGAGGGAUGUGCAACCAGACCAGUGGCCAGUGCUCUUGCAAGCUAGGGGUCACAGGCCUCACAUGCAGUCACUGUGGUCCUGGAUACCAGCAGAGUCGCUCACCCAGGAUGCCCUGCCAACGAAUUCUGGAGGCAACAACUGCCCUUGCAACUACCCCUAUUGCGUCUCGGUCUGACCCACAGUGUCAAAACUACUGCAAUGUUUCGGACACCAGCGUGCAUAUGAGCCUUCAGAGAUACUGCCAGCAGGAUUACGUUCUGCACACACAGGUUUCAGCGUCGGAGGCAGUGGGUCCUGAGUGGUGGCGCCUGGCCGUGCACGUGCUGGCUGUGUACAAGCAGCGCGCGUGGCCCGUGCGCCGCGGUGGCCAGGAGGCCUGGGUGCCCCGCGCUGACCUGGCCUGCGGCUGCCUGCGCCUGCGCCCGGGGGUCGACUAUCUGCUGCUGGGCAGUGCUGCGGCCAGUCCCGACCCUGCGCGCCUCGUCCUGGACCGCCACGGCCUCGCGCUGCCCUGGAGGCCACACUGGGCCCGGCUGCUGCGGCGCCUACAGCAGAAGGAGCGCGGUGGCGCCUGCCGCGGCCUGCGGCCUCCCACACCCAGCCGGCCCAGCCGCUAAGCUGAGCCCAAGCGCCCCAGGAGCCAUGCGGGGUGGGAUUCGGCAGAGCCUCGACCUCGACGUGGGCGCUUCUCUGUAGAGCCAAUCAGAAGCUGCGGCGCUCGUGGCGUCAUUCCGCACGACGUUUAGCCAAAGGCUUGAAGCCGCAUGCGGGCCUUCGGGGCCGAAGUUGUCACGGAACAGCCUCACGUCCGGUGGAAUUGUGCCUACAGACCCCGAUCCAUGUUGGGAGAGUCUUUAGGAGGCGAAUAAAGAAGGCCUUGAGUAAA